This is a messenger RNA of Coffea eugenioides, 682 nucleotides long. RefSeq lists its product as uncharacterized. The record is from RefSeq and is a predicted model, not a curated record. The transcript has 2 exons. NCBI's taxonomy places the organism in Eukaryota, Viridiplantae, Streptophyta, Magnoliopsida, Gentianales, Rubiaceae. The coding region runs from base 71 to 400 and encodes 109 amino acids.
GAGUGAAGAAGAAAUAGAAAAGAAAAAUAAAAAAAAAACAGCUUUAGAAGGAGAAGAAGGGAAAUGGCGGAUGGACGGAGAUGAGAUGGAGCUAAAUGAAGAGAGUGAUGGUCCUCCUCGUCGGUGGAGCGGUGGCGUAGAAGGCUACUGGUAUUGGGCGGGGGCAAGUUCGGUCCAAUUAUUAUGGGCUAUUUUAUCUCUCCGGCGAGGUUAUGCAGGCGAUUCUCGUUUAAUGCCUUUUAAAGCCUUCGGCGUGGCAUCCCUCUUCGUUGGCUCCGCCGCUUCCGCCACCAUCGGUUCUCUCCGAGCCUCUGGCAUCCACUCGGUGGAUGACAUGAAGACUCUAGGUGCAAAUAUAAGGUCUGGGCUUGGAAUACGACCAAGAGCACAAGACAAUUAAUUAUGGUUAUGUCAUGGCAAACCUAUGGCAUUCAGGAUCUCCCUUCCUGAUCUUGCCCUGAAGUGCUCGCAAACACAAAGCUCAUCAUUGAAUUUUUAAUCCUUCGUGGUAGUGGAGCUCAGAAGCAAUCUUUCUUGAGAAGUACUCUCUCCUUUAGCAAUAUGACGAUUUUGUGCAUUUUUAGUGCAUGAUGACUGUUGUUUUAAAAUCCCUCUGAAUGGAUGCUUUUGGAGGUGUACUUUUAUGUGAUAGUGGCCAUUUUAAUGUUUCUUUUAGUUUUAA